AUGCUCUCAAUCAUAUCUCUUUGGUUGCCUAACCCCCGCAUGCUCCUCCUCAACCCACCCUAGCUUUCUCUCUCCCUCUCACCACUAUAUAACCCUCCCUUCUCCCCACUCCAUUCUACUUCUACCCAUCCCAUCCUAAUUACAUCUCUCAAACACACACAUCAUUCGAAUUCAAAUGGCUGUUUCCGGUUUCGAAGGCUUUGAAAAACGCCUUGAGCUUCAAUUCUCUAGUGACAACAAUAGUACUGAACCUAUCGGUAUCGGUCUCCGAGAAAUCGAUUUCGAAUCGGUGGAACAAGUUCUCCAUUUAGUACAAUGUAGUGUCGUAUCCGCCCUUGGCAACCAACACUUUGAUUCAUACGUCCUCUCUGAGUCAUCUCUCUUCAUUUACCCAACCAAAAUCAUCAUCAAAACAUGUGGCACCACUCAACUCUUGAAAUCAGUCCACCCUUUCAUUCUUCUUGCUCAAUCCUUAGUCAACCUACGUGUAACCUCCAUCCGUUACACACGUGGCAGCUUUAUAUUCCCUCUGGCUCAACCUCAUCCUCACACUAACUUCCACGAAGAAGUUUUGUAUUUGGAGGAUAACAUUCCUGAAACUUUGUGUUACAGAAAGGCUUCUGUCAUUCCUUCUAAACUUACUUGUCAUUCUUGGCACGUGUUUUCUGCUGAUUCUGAUCAUCAUCAUAUAGAUAUGCCAUUGUAUACUACUGUUGAAGUCUGCAUGACUGAUCUUGACCCAACUCUGGCUCGAAAGUUUUUUCGAUUUCCAAAUGAUGGCAAAAAUGGAGAUUCAGCUGGAAAAGAAAUGACCGGGAUAACCGGCAUCAAUCGGAUUAACCCGAAUGCAAAAAUAUGCGAUUUUGCUUUUGACCCAUGUGGGUAUUCAAUGAAUGGGCUGGAUGGACACCGGUAUUCUACUAUUCACGUGACCCCGGAAGAUGGUUUUAGUUACGCGAGUUUCGAGUGUGUCGUUGAUUCGAUACAGAAUAACGAUGAUGAUAUCAUGGCGGAUAUGGUGAAAAAAGCAGUUAAAGUUUUCGGUCCGAGAACGGUUUCGGUGGCUACAACGAGUGCUACCACGGAAACGUGCAUGAGAAUUAACGCAGUUUUGGAAAAGCAGGUUGGGAUGAAAUGCAGAAGUUAUAGUAUGGAUGAUUUCCCGGCGGCUGGGACUGUGGUGUUUCAAACGUUUACUACACGCCGGAAUAAUAAUAAUAAUAAUAAUAGAAUAUAAUAUAUAUUUUAUUAUAGCAAUAUAUAUUAUGCAUGAGAGGAGGGGAGGGGGCCGGGGACAAUAUAUUGGUGCAUGCAUGAUGACACUAAGGAUGAUGUGGCAUUGAGUGAUCAUACAAAAUAUGCAUGUCAUCUAUCGAAUAUAUAUUGGUGGGGUUGACUUGUGUAAAAAGAUAUAUUAAAAAUGCACUACAAAAAAAAAAAAGGAAAUUAGUUUUAAGUUAGGAGAGGUUGAGAUAUCUUGAUUUGGCAAAGAAAAAAUUUGAGGGGGAUAUGUGUGUGUUUCAUCUACUGCAUCAUGAUAAUGUACCCCACUUUAGUUUGUCACGCCUAAGAUUUUGAGGAAUGUGUUUUUUUUUUCUUUUUACUCUAGUGGAAGAAAAUAUUUGGUUCCUAAUCAUAUUCUUUUAGUGAAGUGAAAA
This is a messenger RNA of Erigeron canadensis, 1658 nucleotides long. Its product is annotated as S-adenosylmethionine decarboxylase proenzyme 4. The record is from RefSeq and is a predicted model, not a curated record. Bases 176 to 1237 code for a protein of 353 amino acids. The transcript has a single exon. Gene Ontology annotation, molecular function: adenosylmethionine decarboxylase activity. Gene Ontology annotation, biological process: spermine biosynthetic process; spermidine biosynthetic process. NCBI's taxonomy places the organism in Eukaryota, Viridiplantae, Streptophyta, Magnoliopsida, Asterales, Asteraceae. Gene Ontology annotation, cellular component: cytosol.